Molecule: messenger RNA, 1227 nt
Organism: Salvia hispanica
Lineage: Eukaryota; Viridiplantae; Streptophyta; Magnoliopsida; Lamiales; Lamiaceae
Product: protein trichome birefringence-like 34
Cellular component (GO): Golgi apparatus
Molecular function (GO): O-acetyltransferase activity
Source: RefSeq, a predicted model, not a curated record
AUGCAUUUUGAAUUGAGGAAAACUGUAGCCAACUAUGCAGGUUUCUUCACCUUCCUCGUAGCUUUCAUGAUAAUCGCCGUUGCUUUUCACCGAGCAGGCGACAACGGGAGCUUCAAGCUGCCACAACGCCAAGAAAAAACUAAGUACGAUGAGACUGCAAAGAUAUUUAGUUGGAGCAAAAAUUGCAGCUUAUUUUCAGGCAGAUGGAUUUUUGACAACGUUUCGUACCCAUUGUACGAGGAGAGAGCAUGCUCGUUCAUGAUGGACUACUACGCGUGUCUAAAGUUUGGAAGAGAAGAUGUUCAAUAUCAGAACUGGAGAUGGCAACCUCAUCACUGCAAUCUUCCAAGGUUCAAUGGAACAACAUUACUGGAGAAAAUAAGGGGGAAAAGGUUAGUGUUUGUGGGAGAUUCAUUAAAUAGGAAUCAAUGGGUUUCGAUGCUUUGCCUAAUCGAGUCUGCUCUUUCUCCAUCUUCUCCAAAAUCAGUGAUCAAUAAAGGCAAUUUAUUCAUUUUCAAGGCUACCGAAUACAAUGCAACGAUCGAAUUCUAUUGGUCGCCGUAUCUAGUAGAAUCUGACUGCGACAAUCCAUUUGAUCACUCGAAUCUUCACAAUCGUACGGUCAGGAUAACGACAAUCGAGAAGCAUGCUACAAGAUGGCAUGAUGCAGAUUUCCUCGUCUUCGAUUCCUAUGCAUGGUGGAUUGAUGACCCAAACAUCACACUCUCAUGGGGAUCUUUUGGGAGUUCCGACAAAAGAGUUUAUGCGGAUUCGAUGAUCCGUCGCUACGAGAUGGCCUUAAAUGUAUGGUCGGAUUGGUUGGAAAGCAACAUUAAUCGAACAAGAACUAAGUUGCUCUUUAUGAGCCCUUCGCCUUUUCACGUGUCUCGGGGCGGCAACGGGGAUGUUGUGUCGAUAUGUCACAGUAAAGUCGAGCCGGUUUUGGAAAUAGAGGAGACAAAAACUGGUCUUGAUCGAGAUAUGAUGCAUAUAGUCGACGCUGUCAUACAACAAAUGAAGGCGCGAGGUCUAAAUAUCGAAUAUUUGAAUAUAUCGCAUAUGUCGGAUUACAGAUUAGAUGCCCAUCCAUCAAUCUACAGAAAGUUUCCUCAUAAUUUUAGUAAAGAACGACUUAAGAUCUUUGCAGAUUGUCUCCACUGGUGUCUUCCCGGAUUGCCUGAUAUUUGGAACCAAAUUCUUUAUUCCUAUAUUGUUACACCCGCAUAA